Molecule: messenger RNA, 10677 nt
Organism: Coregonus sp. 'balchen'
Lineage: Eukaryota; Metazoa; Chordata; Actinopteri; Salmoniformes; Salmonidae
Source: the annotation of a GenBank genome assembly
UGUUUUCUUAGGUAGCCUGUUAAAAUGCCCGAACUCAAUACACUUCUUUUUCCAAGAUGGCGUCGAUGAAGGACAGCGACACCGGCCUGUGGCUCCAUAAUAAACUAGGAUCAACAGACGAACUUUGGGCGCCUUCUAGUAUUGCUUCACUCCUCACCGUUUCAGUUAUCGACAAUAUACGGUUGUGUUUUUCGAGUUUGUCGCCUCCAGUGAAGCUAAAACUCUUGCUCGGGAUGCUGCAUCUUCCCAGGCGGACUGUUGACGAGGUGGGUACGCGAGUUGAUAUGACUGACUGAGCACUAGCCAGCUAGUUUAGAUGGGAUUAUGCAACAGGCAGCCUUGACCGAGUUGCUAGCUAAUGUUUCCUGAGAGGGAAGUAAAGUAGUAACGUUAAUGGACACCAUGCUUACAAGUUGUUUCAAUUGUUUACUUAGCUAGUUAGCCGCAAAUAUGGCAAUGCAGACAGUCAACAUCACUACCCCGUGUUCUCUACUCUAGUUAAACUAUCGAUAGCCAGCAGUCCGCAUCGAUCGCUUCCUUGGUUAGCUAGUUAGCUUGAUAGCUGCUAACGUCAGCUGUGUAGGUAAGUGUCUACAGACAGGCUAUAACUAACUAUCGCGGCUAGGCUAAUUCUGUCCAGUCGUAUGUUUUUGUUUUGAUUACCUAACGCACAUGCCUUCCUUUAACAAACACCACGUUAGUUAGCAGACCUAACAUGUAGCAUUGAACCUGUUUGUAGUGUAGUCGUAAUGUGUCUGAGAAUCAUUGAUGCUGAAAACUUGUCGGAGUCUUGUCAGUCAGGUGGUUUCGCUUGCCUGCCAGUUAGUGCCAUUUUGGAGUGCGUAACCAGUGAGCGACCUAGUUAGGUUACAACUCCAAACUAGUGGGAGACGGCCUUUGAAAUAGUUUUUGCUCUAAAAUCAGCUAGCCGCAGUUAAACUUUCUAUUAAACUUUGAUAAAUAUAGCUCCUCACUGGUCUACAAACAGUGUUGUAAACCAGGUGCAGUCCAUAAAAUGUCUCGACAUUGCUUUGUUUACCCAUUCUAUUUCCGUGAUAAAUAGCGGUAAGUCAUUGAAUUCGCUACAUGUAGGCUAUACAGUUAGACUUGUCGCUUACAUUUUUAUGACCAUAACAAAAUCUGUAUCUCCUGUCAUAUAUUAUCACUCAAAUUAGUCCACAGUUCUAUGCACUCCUCAGUUUCAUCCAAUUGAGCCAGCUCUGGUUGACAUUCUGCACCACAUACAUUCAAGCUUCUAUGUACGAUAGAAUAUACUUUAUUGUUCAUUUACAUGGAAAUUCAUUUUGUGCAGUCAUCAUACAAAUACACAAAAACACUGGAAAGUUUAAUAGGGCUGCGUUUACACAGGCAGGCCAAUUCGGAUAAUUGUUCCACUAAUUGGUAUUUUGACCAAUCACAUCAGAUAUUUUUCAGAGCUGGAUCUGAUUGGACCAGUUAGUGGAUAAAAUAUCAGAAUUGGGCUGUCAGUGUACAUGCAGCCUUUUUUAGCCUAACGCACACAUAUUCACAGUCCCUGCAGCCUUCUGUCCGACUAUGUAUUGGGCCUACAUUUGUCCUGUGUCCCACUGUUCAGCAGCCUGAUGGCUGAUUGAAUGAAACUUGCCAUGUUCCUAUUCUUGCUGUACAUUGGGACCUUAUAUCUCCUUCUGGAGGACAGCAGCUCAAAACAUUGGACCAGAUUGUGUGCAGGGUCCUCUGAUGCGCUUGGCCUUAUCCCUUGCCUGUCUAUGAUGGAGGCCCUGAAGCCCCCUGCACUGCAGCUUGCUGAGCUUGGAACCCAGGUUUACGGUCCUCCUGAGGAUGGCCUUGUUAGCAAUUGACAGCCCACCAUACCAGGCCAGGAAACAGAAAGUCAGCACACUCUCUAAAUGGCAGGUGUAGUACAGUGGCGGUCGGUGCUGUUUAUGAUGAGGGGGGACACAUUUUUCUUCUUCCAUGAGCAUGGCCUUAUUUCUAUUACAGCGUAUUGAAUGACUGUCAUUCAUAUUCCAUUCACCCAGUUCAAUGUAACAUCGAUAGCUUUAGGCUACUACACGAUACUCUAAUUUUCCCUAUACCCAUCAUGAGGUUACUACAACCUAGACUACGAAUGAAAGUUUACAACGUAGGUGCACACAGGUCAAGAGAGACAUUUUAGGUGACACAUGUAAACCCAGUUCACUAUGCGCUCUCCUCCUCUCACCUUUCCCUUCAUUUGUGGACUUCAAUGCACAACACAUCAGCUGUAUGUGACCAGCCGGAAAAAAACUUUCCAAACCAUAUCAUAACCGCUACACACAGCCUUCAUCGUUGGCACCAUAUUAGCUAAUAGAACUAACGCGUUAGUAAACCAGCUACAAUCAUGCAGUAACGGUAGUGUAUAGUCAGUAAGCAGUUUAGCAGUUACACCUGCGGGCUACGGUGGCAAUAAAUUAGUAAAACCAAAAGCUUACCUUCACUUGGAAGAGUUCAAGUGUUGUGUUGGAUAGUCUUAGCCAGCUAGCUAACAUAGCAUCCCUCUGUUUGAGUAGGCUAAACUAGCUAGCUGCAUUUGCUAGCUAAGUAAGUGAAACUGAAAGUGAAGAUGAAAAAAAUGAUUCUCUUGCUUCUUCAUUUUUGAAGAAAUUAAUUUGUUCAAAAGUGUUCAACUAUUGUCUUUCUCUAUUUGAGUCAAUUACUCACCACAUUUUAUGCACUGCAGUGCUAGCUAGCUGUAGCUUGUGCUUUCAGUACUAGAUUCAUUCUCUGAUCCUUUGAGUGGGUGGACAUAUCAGUACAUGCUGCAAGAGCUCUGAUAGGUUUGAAGACGUCCUCCGGUAGUUGUCAUAAUUACUGUGUAAGUCUAUGGAAGGGGGUGAGAACCAUGAGCCUCCUAGGUUUUGUAUUGAAGUCAAUGUACCCAGAGGAGGACGGAAGCUAGCUGUCCUCCGGCUACACCUUGGUGCUACCCUACAGAGUGCAGUAGAGGCUACUGUAGACCUUCAUUGCAAAACAGCGUGUUUUAAUCAAUUAUUUGGUGAUGUGAAUAUAUUUAGUCUAGUUUUAUCUAAAAAGGAUAACCUUUUGAAUGUUUUACCAUUUUUAUGAAAUUCACUGAAGAGGAUUGUCCUCCCCUUCCUCCUCUGAGGAGCCUCCACUGGUGUAGUAGUUGGAGAGUAUUCGGGUGUUGACAUAUAUUCAAUUUCCAUGCCCUGCUCUAACCUCCACAUCCACCCUCUGCCCCUACACAUCCUGCCCCAUGGAGAUUCUAUGUUCAGUUUCUUUCUAUACCUUUCUAUAAACUGCUUUAGGCCUACUGUGAGCCAUGCAUGCAUGUAAAGCGUAAAGACACAUUACCAUUCCACAAGAUUGGACGGUAACAUUUUAAAAUCUAGCUCUACUGACCUCCACAAUCACCUCCUCCCUGACCCUGUCUGUGCAGAUGAAGGAGGCCCUGUCCGAGAUCAUCCAGCUGGCCACAGUGGACUCUGAGCCCUGGGUACUGAUGGUGGCAGACAUCCUCAAGUCCUUCCCCGAGACGGGCUCCCUCAACCUGGACCUGGAGGAGCAGAACCCCAACGUACAGGACAUCCUGGGGGAGCUCCGGGAGAAAGGUGGGUACACUAUUAUUAUUAUUAUUAUUAUUAUUAUUAUUAUUAUUAUUAUUAUUAUUAUUACUACCAUAGGCUAGGGGUCAGGGGUCACAGGUCAAGGGGGAAAAUGAGAGCAGCAGGGGUCAUUGAGGAUCAUGGUUCUAGCUUUGUCACUGGAAUUAAUAUGGAAAAUGGAGCUUUGUUUUAUUGUACCUAUUUCAAAUAGGAUACAUUUUCCAGCAUGUUGGUGCUGCUCUACAAGCACCUGUUGAAUGGCCGUGUGUCAGAGUGGAGAAUCUUUUUUUGUAUUGAGUACAUGAGCGGUGCAUUGCUGAGAUCUAGACUACUUGUCCUCGUGCACUUUUUAUUUAUCAUGUAGAGGUACUGGUUGGUUAUAGUACACCUGGCUGUCUGCAUCAUGCUAACUGCUUUCGCUUGCUCUUUGGGUUAGAGUUACUGUAGAAACACUGAGUCAGCUGCUGAUGUAAAAGGGCUUAAUUAAGCUUUCAAGAUCCAUUUAGAGAUAUAAUAAACAAGAAAAUAAAUGUUACUGUUUUAUUUGGGACUGAGUCUGACUUUAAUAAAUACAUUUGAUUGAUUGAUGGAUCUCCCCCCUGCAGUGAGUGAGUGUGAGGCGUCGGCCAUGCUCCCUCUGGAGUGCCAGUACCUGAACAAGAGCGCCCUGACUACGCUGGUGGGCCCACUCACGCCCCCCGUCAAACACUUCCAGCUCAAGAGGAAGCCCAAGAGUGCCACGCUCAGGGCAGAGCUGCUGCAGAAAUGUAAGAUAAGACACUUCACUCUGUCCAGGGUACAUGACAAGAGUCUAAAAUGUCCGCCUCGUCUCUUCAUCUCAAUCUGCUCGUCAUCUUCAUCUGGGGACAAACGUAUCAAGCGUUUCAGAUUAAUAGUGCUGAUCUAGAAUCAGGUCCCCCCUGUCCAUUUACUGUUAUUCAUUAUGAUCUGAAAGACCGAACUGGUCCUAGAUCACAACUCCUACUCUGAGAUGCUUUAUGAAUUCGGCCCCUGAUCUGAAAAGGAUAAGUUAGAGCGCUAUGUCCAAUGCUUACUUGGGAGUUUCUUUCACUUGUCCAGUUGUUUUUCACACAUCAGUGCAGAUGAAGGAAAGCAGAAGAGAAAAGGAAGCCACUUUAGACUGUUGAGAUACUUCCCCAUGUUUCAGGUCUCUUCUCCUUUAUGCUAAUUUUACGGAAAGUUGAAUGGUCUUUCUAUCACAUUGGUGAAUAGUCAUGACUCAUGUUCAUUACGGCACGCACUGGAAAACAAACAUGCGCGUUUCUUAUUGGACAAGUUAAUGUAGCACCUGUUGAAUGGGCGUGUGUCAGAGUGGAGAAUCGUUUUUUGUAUUGAGUACAUGAGCGGUGCAUUAGUCGGUUUCCUUCUGUCAGGUGCCAAAUGAACAGCACCCUUGGGUGUAUUCACUAGGAACCUAAUGGAAGCAAACAGGACGAAAUGAGGAGGGACCUACCUGAAUUUGUCCAAUCGAAAGUCUUAUUUUAGUUCUAAAAUGUUUUCCAUUGCUAAAUGUUUUGCUACAAUGUGCACUAAUAAAUACACCCCAUUGACUCAUUGUUAUGUUGUGUUUUCAGCUACAGAGACCGCUCAACAGCUGAAGAAGACAGCGGGAGUGCCUUUCCACGCCAAAGGAAGAGGCCUGGUCAAGAAGAUUGACACCACCAGUGAGUUUGACACACAGACACACUUGUUGUUGCCAAGACUAUGCCUAUGAACACAUAACACCAUUUAUACCAGGAUUUAGCCUGUAAUAACUGGGAAAAAACAACAACUAAAGUCAAUAAAUAAAAUUGGCACCGGACAAUUGUCCGGGAGAAGGAAAAAAAUUCCUUUGCGAAAUAAUGCAUUUUAGCCUGUUCAUUGAUUGCAAUGAAUGUAGCGCAAGAGCUGCUGCUACAGCGCCUCAAUCAACUCGUUUGUUGCUGCUGGAGUGAAACGUGCUUUUAUUAGCGCAACAAUUCUAAAUGCAAUUGCGUGUUAAAAACAGUUUUGACGGCCAUGAUUCAAACUAGCUACAGCAAAUUGCUUCCUCGUUGUGUAGUAUGGGGACCCCAGGAAAAGCAUGCUCCAACAACAACCAAAUACGUCCUUUUAGAAACGGCAAAGCUCUCAGUAUUGUGAUGCAAGGUCUUUUAGAUGUUGUACACAUCAAAUUGUCAUUCCAAACUUGUUAUAUUCGCAAUGUUAUAUUCCAUUUUGUUCCUUUAACUGUUUGAAACAUGAACAUUUUACUGCAUAUCUUACCUUGCUUCAAAGUAUCCUAUAGCUAAAAUCCGACCAAACGUGGAGGCAAUUAUUUUAUAAAGACUUCCAUAUGCCAAUGAAACCAGUAGCCUAUUUCUCUAAUUUUAUAUUGGUUUCCUUCAUUGUCCAGUGCCAAAGGUAGAAUCCUGGUCAUAUUAGCAGCCUGUGUUUGUUGUUGCAUCUUUAGAUCUCCCCACUUUCUACAUUACUAAUGGAUAUUUUAAUCUGUCUCAUGAAACCGCUCGCAUGUGCAGUGCGCUUUUGACAAGUGUUUUCCCGCUAAUUGCAUUAUGGAACAAACAUUUGCGUGUAGCCUACUGCCUUGUGCAACUGGGUCCUGGACUUCCUGACGGGCCGCCCCAAUGUUUUGAAGGUAGGCAACAUUACCUCCUCUACACCGAUUCUCAACACGGGGGCCCCACAAGGGUGCGUCCUCAGUCCCCUCCUGUAUUCCCUGUAUAACCACUACUGCGUGGCCUCAGAGUUCCAACUCCAUCAUCAAGUUCGGAGACGACACAACAGUAGUAUGCCUGAUUACCAACAAUGACGAGACAGCCUACAGGCAGGAGGUAGGCACUCUGAUGGCAUGGUGCCAGGUAAACAACCUCUCCCUCAAAACAAAGGAGCUGAUUUGUGAACUUCAGGAGGAACCAGGCUGGACACGCCCCCAUCCUCAUCAAUGGGGCUGCCGUGGAGAAGGUCAAUAACUUCAAAUUCCUCAGUGUACACAUCUCAGAGAAGCUGAAAUGGUCUAACCACAUGGACACCGUAGUGAAAAAGGCACGACUGAGACUCUUCAACCUCAGGAUGCUGAAGAAGUCCAGCCUGUCCCCGAGGGCCCUCGGUGUACAACAGGAACACCACAGACAGCAUACUGCCAGGCUGCAUCACAGCCUGGUAUAGAAACUCCACUGCCGCGGACCCUUUAUUACUUUCCAACCCCACCACCCCUUCCCUAAUUGGAGUAAACUAGUGAACAACAAAGCUUAGGCCUCUACUUCUAGCUUAUACAUGCUAUAUACAUUUUAUGGACACAGUCAAUUUUACAAUAAUUAUAUUUUGUUUGUUUUUACUCCUGAACUUCCUCUAACCUCAACCUCGCCAAUCAUUUUCAUGAUGUCUAUCCGGUUUGCUUCUAUAUGCCAUAUCUUUCUAACUGUGCUCUUUCACAAAAGCUCUCAACCUAUAUACUUAUUAUGGACACAGUAUGCUUACGUUAUUAGUUAUCUUGUUGUUAUUACCUUACCUGCUGCUCCCCCUAUUGACAUUCUCUCUCCUGCUGCCACCCCCCCCCCCCCCCUCCUGCUUCUCUCCCUAUGGUCAUCUCCCCCCCGCCACCCCCUCAAUGGUCAUGUUGCUUCCCCCCCCCCACUAGAGAUCCUGGUUCGAAUCCAGGCUCUGUCGUAGCCGGCCGUGACCGGGAGACCCAUGGGGCGGCGCACAAUUGGCCCAGCGUCGUCCAGGGUAGGGGAGAGAUUGGCAGGCAGGGAUGUUGGUAGAGCAUGGCGUUUGCAACGGCAGGGUUGUGGGUUCAAUUCCCGCGGGGGGCCAGUAUGAAAAAAAUAAAAAAAUAUGUAUGCACUCACUAACUGUAAGUCGCUCUGGAUAAGAGCGUCUGCUAAAUGACUAAAAUGUAAAUGUAAAAAGCCUAAGAUUUUCACUGUACCCUGCAAUCACACCUGCAACCCUGUACAUGUGACUAUUAAACACUGAAUCUGUGCGCAUUGCUGCGCUUAUAAUGUGAAUAAAUAAUAGGUGAUCAACUUUUUAAGCUAAACAUUCUGAUCUGUUGCAUUUUAACAGGGUUUUUUAAGUAGCCUAGGCUUACUGGUUGUAUGAAUUUCUGCUCUAUCAUCCCACAACUGUCCCAGAGUCUGUUUUGGAAUAGGCCAAGCUGACAAAUGGAAUAGGUCAACCUUUCUACUAUGGGGUAUAGUAGAUCGACAUACGCUAGUGAUUUUGCUGUUCGUUACUCGUCUUGUUGGCUGAGAAAAUGUAAAUAUGGACAGUUAUUCUAACAUCUUCAAAUUGCGCAAGUUGCAUCCUCGAGUUGCAUGUUCGGUAAAGAUGAACUACCAUACUCUAAAUGUGAUUUCUGUCAUUCUGAGCACCGUGGGUGGACGCCCUAAUCAGGUUACACACCCAAUGCAUAUGGGUCUGGUACAUUUCUCAAAUGUCCGGUAAAUGCUGCCAGUCAAAUGUCCGGCGUCAUAUUUUCCUAACGGAAAACCUGAUUUAUACCCACUGGUGUCUGAUUGGUUGCUGAGAUAUCAUGUUUUCUACCCUUCCUUCCAGCACCCCUGAAGGGGAUACCCAAAGCCCCGUUCCGCAGCCCCACCACCCCCAGCAUGUUCAGCCCCCCCAGCAACCGCACACCCAUCGCCCCAGCACGGACACCCCUGCGCAAGGAGAGGGGGGUCAAGGUGACUAAGGGGGCUUAACAAGUGGCAUUGGCUGCCUCCCAAAUGGCACCCUGUUCCCUACAUAGUGUAUGUUCAAAUGUGUCAACAGAAGCUGAUGCACAUUAUUCUCUGUUCUCCAGUUGUUAGACAUCUCAGAGCUCGAUAUGGUGGGAGCUGGUAGAGAGGCAAAGAGGAGGAGAAAGACUUUGGGUAACUACCUUUUCUAUUUCCAUCUGUCCCUCUCUAGUUAGCAGUCUUCACUAUUGUUCACCAUCCUUCAGACUCAUUGACUCUUAUAAAUGAUUUAUCUGCUAGUGGUAUUUGCUACAACAUUCAGGACAAGAGAAGUUGAAGUUGUUUAGCAAAGUUGAGUAUCUUCACUUAAACCACUUACGGCCCCGUGUCUCUGUCUGUCUCUGUCUCUCUGUACAGAAACCGAGGCUGGGGAGAAAGCUGCUAAAGAGGAGGCUGUGGUGGAGAACGCUACCCCAGACUAUGCUGCUGGACUGGUGUCUACACAGGUAGGAACACACUCACACACACUCAUUCACUGUCAUUCUGUAAUGCAACUUUAGAAAGCGGUAUUGAAUUGUAACCCACUUCUCCUGUGUUUCAGAAACUGGGUGCGUUGAACAAUGAGAGCGCCCUGCCGUCUACGAGCUACCUGCCUGCUACCCCAAGUAUGGUCCCCUCCUCCUCCUACAUUCCCAGUUCAGAGGCACAGCCAGGUAAGAGAGACAACUACAUAGCUGUUACUCCAAUCUCAGGGUAACCCUGCAUUUGGCUAGCCUGGGUAUCAGUCGGUUUGUACUAACAUUCCACUUUUUGUACUCCAGACAAGUUUUCUGUACUUACUCCUAUCCAAUCUUCUCAGAUGUGCACAACCAAUUGGCGAUUGACAGUGAUAUAGCGAUAGUCUCAGAUGUCGAUAACUGGGUCUUCUUCAUUCUAGUGAACGCAGGUGGUUUGGGGCGUGACGCCCUGCAGUCAGGUCGCCAGCCUGAGGAGUCAGCCACGCCCGGUGCUGCUGCCACCACCACCACCCUCCCGGGCCAGUUCAAACAGAGGACGCCCAUGUACAACGCCAGCAACACUGCCACCAGCCCCACCGCCCCUGCCUCCCCCAGCACGCCAGCCAGCACCCCCGCCAGCAGCAACGGCCCCCCGGCCGCCGCCACCGCCACACAGCCCGAGACCCCCACCACGCAGCCCCCCGCUACCCUCCAGCCCCCGACGCCCAUGCCCCAGCCCAAGAAGAACCUCUCGCUCACGGUGAGUUGGCUAAAGGCAUCAUUGGGACUUCCAAUAUCCACACUAGUAUUCUACUUGGAAUGAAGCAUUAUAUUUGGCGAGCAUUCUAAUCUGGACUUGUGCUACUUAGUAUGUGAGACUGCUAUGCUUACAUACAAACAUUGACUGUAGAGAUUGUAGUACAGUAUGUGGAAUGGUGGUUUUACUUGCGAUGACUGUGAUAUGUGGUUGUUUUACCUACCUAUCUGUGUGGUGUGUAACCUCUGUGCCGCUGUAUGUAACCUCUGUCCCUGUGCUGUGGUCUCUUCAGAGAGACCAGAUGUAUGCUGCUCAGGAAAUGUUCAAGACGGCCAACAAGGUGACCAGACCAGAGAAAGCUCUUAUCCUGGGCUUCAUGGCCGGAUCCAGAGGUACUGUACUGCUUUCUGCUAAAUACUCCCCCGUUUUAGUAAUAAGUAACAGCUUUUUGCAACAGAGAAUAAAUAAUCCCUGGAGUAUGUCCACCUAGUCGUAUACUGUGAGUUUUCCACGUACUAGUAAUGUUUUAGUAACGUGUUGGACUGGGAUGUGGAUAUGUGAAAGCGCUCUGGUGGGGGUCGAAUCUAAGCUUAACUGGCUAUUUACUCACAUGCAUGUGAGUACACAAACACACCUUCCAACACUCUUACCCUCACUGCUAGUUCAAAAUGUAUUUUCACCAUAUUACCACAACUUCUCUGUUGUAUCCCCCCCCCCCCCCUCCUCCUCCUCCAGAGAACCAUUCUAUCUUAUCACUCUACAACAUCUCUAACUGUUCUAUCCCCUCCUCCUCCAGAGAACCCGUGUCCGGAGCAGGGGGACAUUAUCCAGAUAAAGCUGAGUGAACAUACAGAGAUCCUGCCCAAGGCGGACGGCACGGGCAGCACCACCAUGCUGGUGGACACAGUGUUUGAGAUGAACUACUCCACAGGACAGUGGACCCGCCUCAAGAAGUACAAACCCAUCACCAACGCCUCCUGAGGUGGCUGCUGGCCUGCCUUUCGGGACUAAACACGCACACACACACACACACACACAUAUUUACAUGCAUGCGCAAGCAUCAACACACACAGGCCAAAUCUUCCUCUGGUGGCCAGGGACUUGUCACACACACUUGUGCAUACACACAUGGGCCAAAUUCAGUGCGUGAGCGG